This is a messenger RNA of Physella acuta, 5511 nucleotides long. RefSeq names its product neuroglian. Gene Ontology annotation, cellular component: axon; plasma membrane. NCBI's taxonomy places the organism in Eukaryota, Metazoa, Mollusca, Gastropoda, Physidae. Gene Ontology annotation, biological process: axon guidance; cell-cell adhesion; brain development. The record is from RefSeq and is a predicted model, not a curated record. Gene Ontology annotation, molecular function: cell-cell adhesion mediator activity.
AGAGGCUGCUGCGGGGGAUUCGUCUGGAACCGAUUUUGGUUCAAUAGAGAAUUUGUUGCUGAUCUUAAUUAAUCUAGAAUCUAGUAAAAAUACGCAAGAUUAAAUUCGAGCUCCCUGUUGUGCGAUUCUGUGAGAACCAGGUUCCAAGGGUAGAAGAAAUGACAUGGGAUACCUCUCUGGUGCCGACCCCUGAAGGAGGACACCCCUAGUGGAACCAAGCACGGCAGCAGCUUUCCUUCCCGUGUGUUUAACAUCCACCUUGAUCGCAUCAACAACAGCCGCCGCCUGCCUUGUAAACCACACCCACCGUCUGACACCUUGCCAAGGAAUGACACUAUCUAGAACUAGACAGUAGUGCCUUCUGUUUCACUUCUGUUUGGAUUAUAAAGCUGGAAACUUUCCUUAUAUAACUCUUCAUUCCGAUGGAUUACAUUUUUUCCAGUGGAUAGAAUAAACAUCUGGAUUAAUAAAGUGCCUCUUGUUGGAGAACAAGUGCCGGUUCGUGGGAUUAACUGGAUUAUCUCCUCGUUUUAGGUCAACAACCCCUGUCGUCACCGACCAGUCCGAUCUCACCCCACAAUGGAAGUCAGAUUACAGUGGCGCCUGUUUCUUCUGGCACUGGUGGCUUGCAGCAAGACCAUUGGCCAGUACCUCAAUGCAGACAAUUGCAAGCCACCCAACAUUAUAGAGGAGAGCAUGGUGCCAAUUUACUACACUAUUCCAUCAUCCCAUUCUAUCAAUGUGCCAUGCAAAGCCUUUGGCAGUGGACCAUUAACGUACACCUGGAUGAAGGACGGCCACAUCAUUGAGCUGACAGAAUCAAAGGACGACACAGUCAGACAUUCCUUGUACCCUGGUGUGGGGACCCUGGUCAUUGUCAAUGCAACCAGUGAGGACACUGGCUCCUACCAGUGUAAGGUUGUAAAUAAGUGUGGUACUUCAUUAUCUGACCUGAUUCCAGUCAGCCAUGCUUACAUUGAUCCAUUCCCUCAAAUUACCAAACCCACUGUUCUCAAGAAAGCUCUGGGCUCCAGUGUUAAACUCACCUGUUCACCACCAUUCAGUGUCCCAAAAGCUAAAGUGAGAUGGGUGCUGCAGCCUAAAAAAGACUACAGAAAUGAUCAGUCAUUGGAGCAGAUCCCUGUGCCUUUAGACAAAAGAGUUACCAUGGACUAUGACGGAAAUCUCUACAUCACAAGUUUAACUAAAGAAGAUGAACAGGGUGGGAAAAAGUAUGUCUGCAGUGCUGAAAACUACGAGACAAGAUCCAAAAAUGAAGGAGCGGACAAGAUUAUUGAGACCAUUGGAAAUGCUAUCAGUGAGAGUGGAGUGGAGAUGUUGUGGCAUUCAAAUAAUCAACUACUGGUCCUUGAAGGCAACAGAGCAACAUUCAAGUGUAUCUUCUCUGGCUACCCUGAGCCUGAGAUUCAAUGGGUGAAAGUGGUUGGCAACUACGACACCGCCCGUGUUGAGAUCAAGCAUCAUGAGCUGAUCAUCAAUGACGUGCGCUUUGAAGAUGCUGGAGAGUACAUGUGUAAAGGCAGUAAUGGCCUGCUGAAGGAGCCCAAGGAGGAGAUUUUUAACUUAAAAGUUGAAGCUUUACCCAAGUGGAAGAACAAGCCACAAGACCACGAGGUGGGUGUUGGAGAAAGUGCUGUGAUCAACUGUGAAGCUUCUGGUGUCCCUGAGCCUGAGGUUAAGUGGUACAUCGAUGGAAGGCCUAUUGAAGAUGCGCGAGUAGUGCCCCACAGGAAAUUGAGUGGACACACACUGACCUUCACCCAGCUGAAGAAGGAGGACUCUCAGGUCAUUCAGUGCAACGCCUCCAACAUUCACGGCUUUGUGUGGUCUGAUGUUUACCUGUUUGUUGAAGCCCAGCCACCCUACAUAGAGAAGCCACCCCUGGAUGAGGUGAUAGCAGUGGAGGGCCACGACGUGCGGGUCACGUGCCACGUCAAGGGCAAACCCAAGCCAACAGUGGACUGGUUUAAGGACAAGCAACAGCUGAUACUGGACCGCUACCAGAUACAGGAGUAUGGGGACCUCAUCAUUAGGAACACAACAAAACAUGAUACUGGAAGCUACAGGUGUUAUGCCAAGAAUGAAUUUGGUGAAAAAGAGGGGUCAGGCCUGGUCACAGUCAAAAUGAGGACCCAGAUAGUCACUAAACCUAUUGGCGCCAUGAUUUUUGCCAUGACCAACUCUACAUUUACCUGUGGAGCCACUACAGAUCCUACUGAAGUGGACAACCUCAGGAUCCGCUGGCUGAAAGAUGGGCAUCCACUGACGCCAUCAGAGCGUAUCCACACCAGCGGUGUUGAGCUACACAUCAGCCACGCCACCAGCGCCGACACGGGUGACUACACAUGUGUAGCUGAGAAUGGUUUGGACAAUGAUACAGCAGUUGCUACACUGCAAGUUCAAGCUGUGCCUGACCCUCCCUACAACGUGUCGGUCAAAACCUGCGUUGUGGACAGAGCCGUGGUUGUCUGGAGGUUUGAGGAGAGGAUGUCCAACUUCAUGAGCAUCACCAAGUUUGUCCUGGAGUACAAGACCAACCACAAAGACAGCUGGCUCACAGGCCUCUCGGCGCCACCCUCUGAGAGCGAAAUCACAAUGAACCUCUCGCCUUUCACCAAGUACAGGUUCAGAGUCCGAGCGGUGAACAAGUUAGGGACCAGUGGACCCAGUAACGAGGCGCCCUCUGUGUGCAAUACACCUGAGGAUCGGCCAGCGAAGAAUCCCAGCAAUGUUUACACUGAUGAACAGUUCACUGGCUUUUUGGUUAUCAAAUGGGAGCCCUUGGAUAAAAUAGAUGAAAAUGGAGAGGAUUUCCACUACAUUGUAGAGAUUACAGAGAAAAACAAUCCUGGCAAUAAAAAAACUUAUGAAAAUGUGACUGAUACACAUCUACGUAUACCAGUCGAGAACAUUUACAGCCCCUAUGAUAUCAAAGUGAGAGCAUCAAACAAAAUUGGCAAGGCCCUGCUAGAACCAGACACUUUCACUGGAUUUUCUGGAGCUGCAAGUCCCCUUGUGGUCGCUGAGAACUUUGAGGUGGAUCCAGAUGUCAACGUGACAGCUACCACUGCUGGGUUUAGGUGGGAUCCUGUGGAUACAAACCCAGAGCUCAUCCGUGGAGAGUUCAUUGGAUACACGAUUUACCUGACCUGGAGGAAUGGCACAAAACACUAUAAGCAACUUGUCAAGCCAAUGAUGAACCGCGGGCGCCGGUCUACUGAUGGUAAAGUGAGAGGGACAGUGGCCAGCCUGCCUUCCUUUUCUACAAUUGAGGCCUAUGUAGUGGUCAGCAAUAAAAACUUUGAUUCCAAUGCCAGCAAUGUUGUCAACUUCACCACACCGGAGGGAGUCCCUGGACCAGUGAAAUACUUGGUGGCAUUUUUACGCGGGUCGCAUCACUUUGCUCUGGAGUGGGAGGCACCUGAGGAGGAAAAUGGUGUCAUUACAGGCUAUCAGAUCUCAUAUAUGAAAAUCAGCAGAUUAGACUUUGGUGAGAGGGUUGUGGUCUAUGAUAAUCUCAGUCCCAAUGACACCAGAGCCACUCUCAACAAUCUCCAGCCUGCUACACAGUACAGGAUAUUCAUCAGUGCUAAAACUGUCUUAGGAGUCGGAAAGGAGUAUUACAUAGACGUUAGGACAACAUCUGUACAACUACCCAUUGCCCUGCCAAAAAUCACCUUUGCAAAUGCAGGUGAAAAUGAGGCCAACAUCACCUGGGCAGUCAACAAGUCCAGCGCUGGAGACAGACAUGGACAGUUCUACUAUAUUGAGAUUAAGAAAAAAAAUUCUAAGGACUGGGAGCGACAGGGUGAACCAGUGGAGGACCAGCUCUGGGGGAUGUUGAAGCAUCUAGAACCAGGCACUGAUUAUCAAGUUAGGGUCGUUGCCGUGGCAACAAAGAACGGGGAUGAAGGCUCACAGCCGAGUGAGCCAUUUGGAUUCAUUACUGCAGGCUAUGGUUUACUAGCCAUGGCCCUCACACGUUCAUCCAAUGUUACAACUAAUUCAGAUGGUAAAGAGGAACCAACUCUAGCAGGUGCAGCCAGGGCCAGUUUCUUGACAGCAGCCUGGUUUAUUGGCAUGAUGGUGGCCAUUGCUAUACUCAUCCUCAUCCUCAUCAUUGUGUGUAUUAUCAAACGAAACAGGGGAGAUAACUAUCCUGUUCAAGAAAAAGAAAGACUUCGAGGCAACUAUAAUGAUGAGAAUCAAGACCAUUUCAAUGAAUUUGGAAAAGGUGAUGAAAAUGGUAUUGGAGGAAGCAGCUCCUUUGACCGUGAUGCAGAGAAGGUCCCGUUGGAUGAGGACACAGACAGCUUAGACUAUGGAGACGACGAUGGCAGCAAGUUCAAUGAAGAUGGCUCAUUCAUUGGCCAGUACGGGCGCGGGGAGAAAGGAAACGAAGGGACAAAUGCAUCGUCUAUAGUUUAACAUUGAAAUUUGAACUUUCUAAGAUUUUUCAAGUUCCAAAUAUUUUGUGAUAAAUGGCUUGUUUCAUAGAGCAGAGUUUUGAAACUAAUUUAGCUGCAUUCUGUGUGAUCAAAUCUCGCUAGCAUUUUAUCUAGGUGAGUGUUGCACUCACUUAAUCCCAUCAAGGAUUCACCAAACGGGUAGUCGGACUUUUUUUUUUCAACUUAGCAUAAAAAAAUGGAAGAAAAAAAUAAGUUGUUCUUGUAAACUGAUAUACUUUUUAAGAAUCUCAAUAUUUUUUUCUCUGUUGUAAUUGACGCAUUACAUAGUACUUGAGUCUCAUUUGUAUAGUACACAGACUGCUGUACAUCUUGUUUUAUUUUCCUUGUACACAUCUUGUACAAUUUGAGCAUCUGUGUUUGGUAUUUAUAUGAGUAUCUUAGCUUUGGUUGUGAUGUGCUAUUUAUUCAUGCUUAAGUCAAUGGGUGGACCAGCCCAUGCAUCAACUACUCGAAGCUUUGUGCUUUAUUUCUAGUCAUUUUCUCAAGCGGGACUCAUCUUUCCAUUCAAAGAGUACUUAAGCCAUACUUCACUUUGUUCUAUUAAUAGAUAUCAUUCUCAUUGUGGAUUAUUUCAAGAAAAUCCUGUUAUAAUUGCAUGAUUUUUUUUUUGUAAAAAAACAACAACAUUGGAAUGGUUAGGUUUUUUGAUGGUUGGUUAUAUUUUGUAGUAGUUAAUGAACUAUCUGUGGUAGCUGAUGAACAAAGGUAUGCAUGAUUUGUUGUGUUACCAGCACAUUUUUUAAAUGUCACAGUCAUGCUUACCACCCUCUCUUUGACUAAAAUGCUGCAUUGUUAUAAAUUCAUUUAAUUAAAACAAAAGAUCACCACAGCUUAAUUGAGAUGGAAAAAAUAAAGUUUUUGGAGGAGAAUACUUGCAACAUGCUGCCUUAAGUGUAACCCCCCCUUAGUAUUGUAAGAAAUUUUUUUGUUUUACUCACUGUUUGAUUGAUAAGUGGUGGAUGCCUGUUUCACAACCUGAGCACAAUGUUGCCUGCUGUCCUAGCUUCUCAUUAGGGGAAAG